Messenger RNA from Hypoxylon trugodes, 915 nucleotides. Its product is annotated as S-adenosyl-L-methionine-dependent methyltransferase. Gene Ontology annotation, cellular component: endoplasmic reticulum. Bases 1 to 915 code for a protein of 304 amino acids. The record is from RefSeq and is a predicted model, not a curated record. Gene Ontology annotation, biological process: ergosterol biosynthetic process. Gene Ontology annotation, molecular function: sterol 24-C-methyltransferase activity. NCBI's taxonomy places the organism in Eukaryota, Fungi, Ascomycota, Sordariomycetes, Xylariales, Hypoxylaceae. The transcript has a single exon.
AUGUCGUCUUCCUUAGAGGAGGUUGGCAACACAAAGCCAGUCAUCAAUUCAAACCCAGACCUCCAAUCGUACUACCACUCCCUAGAAUCACGGCUAGGCUAUAGAUUCAUACUAGGAGGUACAAGACAUUUCGGGUACUGGGAGCACGACACAUACUGGCCAUUCCCCCUCUCCAAAAGUCUACGCAGGAUGGAAGACAAACUAGGCGAAGCCCUAUCCCUCCCCCCAGACUCCCAAGUCCUAGACGCUGGCUGCGGAGUCGGGCACGUAGCACUACGCAUGGCGAAAAAAUUCAAAUUCCGAAUAACUGCUAUUGAUGUCGUGGAACAUCACGUCGCCAAGGCCGUGCGGAAUAUCAAGCGCUCGCGUCUACCGGAAACUGUGAUAUCGGCGCAGAGGAUGGAUUAUCACCAUUUAGACCCGUUUGCGGAUGGUUCGUUUGAUGGGGUAUAUACCAUGGAGACGUUCGUCCAUGCUAGCGAUCCGAAAGCCGUGUUAGGUAAUUUCCACCGCGUGUUAAGGCCCGGUGGGAGAUUGGUGAUGUUUGAGUACGACCAUAAUGCGCUUGAGGGCUCGCCAAAGGAUAUCGCGGAAUCUAUGGUUAAAGUUAAUAAAUACGCUGCUAUGCCCACGAAUGCGAUCUCCCAACCUGGCGUUUUUAAGCAGAUGUUGGAAGAUGCUGGGUUUGAGGAUGUGGUUGUGAGGGAUUAUUCGUAUAAUAUUCGGCCUAUGACUAGGGCGUUUUAUCUCCUGGCUGUUAUUCCGUAUUUCUUUGUUCGCGUUUUGGGGCUGGAGCGGUGGUUUAUUAAUACGGUUGCUGGCGUGGAGUCGUAUAGGGGGUAUGGACAUUGGCAUUAUGUGGCUCUUUCGGCUACGAAACCUGGUGGUGAGAUUGAGGCAUCGAAAUCUAAAUAG